AUGGCGGUCUUGUCUCGUGAGAAUUCUCCUCGUUAUAUUGAGGUUGAGGGUAAUGACAUGACGGACCAUCAGCAGCAGCAGCAGCAGCAGCAGCAACAGCAGCAGCAGCAGCCGCAUGGGGAUCAGGGCCCCUCAGGGGCCUCUGGUGGAGGGUUUCUGUUUAAUAAUCCAUCGGAUACAGGAGAGGGUAUAAUGCCUCAUAAUCAUCAUCAGCAGCAGCAGCAUCAGCAGCAGCAGCAGCAGCAGCAGCAGCAGCAUGCAUUAGCAGCAGGUCAUGAAGGAGGAGGAGGAAAAGAUUCUCUUUAUCUACAAGAAGAUCAGCAAGCAGAUAAUCCAUUUAAUUCUGAAUAUCCAUCUGCUGCUGGUCUAGAUAUACCAUCAGAGCAGCAGCAGCAGCAGCAGCAGCAGCAGCAGCAGCAUCAACAUCCGCAGCAGCAGCAUGACAUAGAAGGAAAUGGUACUCCUGGUGUAUCUACAGGGGCCCCCUAUCCUAAUGGGGCCCCCCCUGAGGAGCAUAACUUGGACAGUAGGAACAGUGUGGCGAACGAGGAAGGGAAUAGAGAUCCUUCUUCUUCUUCCUCAGCAGCAGCAGGAGCAGCAGCAGCAGGAGGAGAAGAAGAAGGAGGAGGAGAAGGAGGAGGAACAACAACAACAACAACAAGAGGAGAAGAAGGAGGAGGAAGAAGUACAUUAAGAAGAGCAACAAGAAGAGCAUUGCAUGCAGGAGAAAGUGAAACAGAAACAUUACCACCACCACCAGCAGCAGCAGCAGCAGCAGCAGCAGCAGCAGAAGGGGAGAAGGAGAAUACCAAUAACAACAACAAUAGCAGCAACAGUAGUAGUGGUCAUGAGGGAGCAAGACCUGAUGCAGCAGCAGCAGCAGCAGCAGGAACAGCAACUACAACUGCAGCAACAGCAGAAACAACAACAGCAGCAACUAUUGCAGCAACAACUGCAGCAGAAGAAAAAGGAGGAGAAGAAGAACAAUUAUCCGGACAGGUUGAACCCUAUCUACCUUUGCAGCAACAGCAUAUCCUCCUGCUGCAGCAACAGCAGCAGCAGCAGCAGCACAAGCAGCAACAGGAUGGAUACACAGCAGCAACAGCAGCAAGAGGAGAAGGUAUAUCUUUAUUAGAUCCAUUCUUAUCCCGUCGUCUACAAUCCCCUAAUGAUCAUCCGUCUGCUGCUGCUGCUGCUGCUGCUCCUGGUGCUGCUAAUCCUGCUGCUGCUGCUGCUGAUCCUUCUGCUGCUGCAGAUAAUAAUAAUAAUAAUGAAGAAGAAAAUGAUAAAGAUGAAGAGAAAGAUGAAGAUAAUGAUGAAGGGGGCCCCAGGGGCCCCCUAGCUAACCCUCCUCCUUAUAGUAUAACAAUAGGGAGGGACCCAGGGGCCCCCGG
Eimeria maxima is the source of this 1394-nucleotide messenger RNA. RefSeq lists its product as hypothetical. The annotation marks the transcript as partial. The record is from RefSeq and is a predicted model, not a curated record. The transcript has 2 exons. Lineage: Eukaryota; Apicomplexa; Conoidasida; Eucoccidiorida; Eimeriidae.